This is a messenger RNA of Eremomyces bilateralis CBS 781.70, 2097 nucleotides long. RefSeq names its product FAD-binding domain-containing protein. Bases 1 to 2097 code for a protein of 698 amino acids. The record is from RefSeq and is a predicted model, not a curated record. Lineage: Eukaryota; Fungi; Ascomycota; Dothideomycetes; Eremomycetales; Eremomycetaceae. The transcript is spliced from 3 exons. Gene Ontology annotation, molecular function: FAD binding; oxidoreductase activity.
AUGCAUCUCCAACUCCUCCUCACGAGUCUUUCCCUUACCAGUCUCUCCUUCGCCGCCCCCCAAGGCCCUACGCCCGCUGCCCCAGCCCGACAAUGCAAGCGUAUUCCCACCGACCCCGAGUGGCCGGCCCCCGAGGCCUGGAAAGCCGCGAUGCCCGCCGUCGUCGCGCGCGGCCCGCAAGGCAAUCCUACUCGACCCGACUACUCCAUCGAAGCCUUCUCUGUCGCCGACGUGCAAGCCGCCGUCAACUUUGCCCGGACGAACAACAUCCGCCUCACCAUCGUCAACAGCGGCCACGACUUCCUAGGAAGGAAUGACGCGCCGACCGGACUAUCGUUGAUGGUCGGGGAUCUGAAAGGAGCGAAAGUCUUGCAGAGUUUCACGCCGAGUGAGAAAGGGGCGGAGAGCCCGGAUUACGAGGUGGGGGCGGUGGCGAGCGCGAAUAAGAUCACGGUGCUGCCGGGGCAGCAGCCAGCGGUGACGUUUGGCGCGGGAGUAUCAACGCAGGAAUUGCAUGAUGUGUUGGCGCCGAGUGGACUGUUCACCAUGGGUGCGGCGCACGGAGAGGUGAGGACGGCGGGAGGGUGGGGGCAGACUGCCGGACAUGGGCCGUUUACGAGCGUGUACGGGUUAGGGGUCGACCAGGUGUUGGAAUAUAAGGUCGUUACUGCCGACGGUGAGUUGCGAGUUGCCAAUGCGAAGGUGAAUCAGGAUCUCUUCUGGGCACUGAGAGGUGGUGGAGGAGGGACGUUUGGGGUCGUGGUCGAGGCGACAGUGAAGGCGUUCCCAACUCCGAAGAUUACAAUGACGAGGUUCUGGCUCAACGCGACGGAGGUCGGCAGUGGAAGAAUCUUCGAAGCUGCUGCGUACCUCCAUAGUCAGUUUCCGGAAGUAAAUGCUAAAGGGAUGCAGGGAUACUACUACACCCAAGAGAACACCCUAUCAGCAACUUUCUUGAGCAUUGGCGAGCAUGGCGGGGUUGCCACCGCAAAUGCCACAUGGCAACCGGUCCUUCAGAAACUGGCCAGCCUGCCGGGCAUCACGACACCCAUCACCUCGUUCCUCGAGUACCACACCAUGAAACAGUGGUUCGACUCCGCAUUCGGCCCUAUCCCCGCGGAGACACACACCGAGAUGCCCGAGGAAGGAGGCCAUUCUCAUGGGGAUACAGUCGGAGCCACCGAGGAACCAGCCGGGGGACAUGAUCACGGCGAGCCCACCCCAGCGACCACCGCCAUCGCCGGAGGACAUGACCACGCCGAGCCUACCCCUGAGGCCACCACCAUGGCCGGCGGCCACGACCACGCCGAACCCGCCGCCUCAGGGGGUCACGCCCACGCCCAGCGGGACACCUACCACCUCGACCCACGCUCCGCGCACGAGCCCGAGACGCUCCGCGAGUUCUUCAAGCGGCACGGCCCCGGCGGGAUGAUGGUGCUGGACGGCAAGCGGCCGAUGGAUAGCCGACUCCUCUGGGCAUCGCACCUGAAGGACCCGGCGCUGGCGGGGGCGCUGAACGCGACGUUUCCGCGGAUGAAGUAUGGGGUUCUACGGGGACAUCUGAUCGGGGGCGGGGCUGUGUUGAAGGAGGAGGACACGGAGACGAGCGUGAACCCGGCGUGGAGGAAGGCGUAUGUGCAUUUGAUCUCCACGGGGGCGGAGGUGCCAAGUAUUUCGCCGGUGCGAGAUCUGAGUCCUUUGAGUGGGUGUUAUGUCAACGAGGCCUCCUACAACGAACCCAACUGGAAACAAUCCAUGUGGGGCACCCAUUACCCCCGUCUCCUCUCCAUCAAAGACAAAUACGACCCCACCGGCCUUUUCUGGGUGACCCCGGGCAUCGGCGCCGACGCCUGGUCCGUCCAAGAUGGCGUCCGCCUUUGCCCGGCCACCCCGUCCCCCGCCGGGCCGAUCGAGUAUCCGCCGGCGAACGACAAUCCGAAUAUGCGGGAUCCGGAGACGGAGUUCCGGAGCAGCGGUGCGUGGCCGCAGAAUCAGACGCAGGCGGAUGCGAGUACGAGGGGGGGGCAGGCGGCGUUGGAGGCGGCAUGGGCAGCGGGGGCGGCGCCGGUGGUGGAGGCAGGGGGGCAUGAUCAUUGA